AUGGCGGAAUGUUUUGGAUGUGGUUUUAGAUAUCUUGAUAUUAUAAAUCCUAGAUGUUUAUUUGGCAUGCCUGGAGUCACAAAGGGAGAGAAUUUUGAUUACCUAUUCAAAAUAGUUCUGAUAGGAGACUCGGCUGUCGGAAAGACAAAUCUUUUGGCGAAACUGACAAGAAAUGAGUUCUAUAAGGAUUCAAAGGCAACAAUAGGUGUUGAGUUUGGUACAAUCACAUUCAAGAUAGGCGAAGACAUCGUUAAGGCACAAAUAUGGGAUACUGCAGGCCAGGAGCGAUACCAGGCAAUUGUUCAGGCAUAUUAUAGAGGAACAUCUGGUGCCGUCAUCGUCUACGACAUCACAAACAAGGAUAGCCUUAAGAAGGCCACCAGUCUUUGGCUUAAGCAACUCAAAGACUUUUCUCCAAGCGAAAUACCGAUUGUGCUCAUUGGAAACAAGAAGGACUUGGAAGAUUACAGAGCAAUAGCCACAGAGAAAGGGAAGGAGGAAGCAGUUGCAAACGAGCUGUCGUUCUUUGAAACCUCUGCAUUGACUGGAGAAAACGUCCGGGAGGCAUUUUUUGAGCUUGCCAAGACGAUUCAUAAGAAGAUGAAAGCCCCAAAAGCUUCUGCAGGAAAGCGACGUCUCAAGAGUGUUGAGUUCAAGAAAGAGAACCUGAAGGAAGUGAAACCCAACCCCAAGAGAGGUUGUUGCUAG
Encephalitozoon romaleae SJ-2008 is the source of this 708-nucleotide messenger RNA. RefSeq names its product RAS-related GTP-binding protein Rab11. The coding region runs from base 1 to 708 and encodes 235 amino acids. NCBI's taxonomy places the organism in Eukaryota, Fungi, Microsporidia, Unikaryonidae. The transcript has a single exon. Gene Ontology annotation, molecular function: GTPase activity; GTP binding. Gene Ontology annotation, cellular component: endosome. The record is from RefSeq and is a predicted model, not a curated record.